Calliphora vicina (urban bluebottle blowfly) is the source of this 7449-nucleotide messenger RNA. It is a transcript of the gene uex, whose product is annotated as metal transporter uex. Lineage: Eukaryota; Metazoa; Arthropoda; Insecta; Diptera; Calliphoridae. The transcript is spliced from 9 exons. The coding region runs from base 241 to 3189 and encodes 982 amino acids. Gene Ontology annotation, biological process: intracellular manganese ion homeostasis; transport; magnesium ion homeostasis. Gene Ontology annotation, cellular component: cytoplasm; plasma membrane. The record is from RefSeq and is a predicted model, not a curated record. Gene Ontology annotation, molecular function: transmembrane transporter activity.
AGAGAGAAGUUGUGCCAGUCGGGAAGAAUAGAAAAAAAAGAACACAUUUUCUUGUGCGUUUGUUUUGUGGUUAGAAAAAAUAAUUCUUUAUUUCUUCUCUGCCUCGCAAGUGUUUUGAUAAAUUAAACGAAAAGUGCUAAUUUUAAUUUAAUCAUUUCAGUUUUCCAUAUAAAAUAAAGUGAACACAUUAAAACAGUGCUAAAUACAUAGAAUUAUUUAAGAAUAAUAAUAAAAAAAGUAAUGGAAGUUAAACCUUUGCCACGUUCAGAAAAUUGCCAAAGACGGACUAGAAAUUCCAAUAGUGAAAAUGUGUCUGAUGAAAAUAAAGAAAUUAUGAUGAAGGAGAUGGUGACCCCCAAAAAAAAUAUCAGUCGUUCAUCGAUAAUAAUGACGGCUAAUAAUAGUAAUUGUGGUAGUAGAAUUAGUGGUAGUAAACAUAAAGUGAAAAGCGGAAAAUCAAUGGCGCGUCCUCACUCCUCCAUCGUCUCCUCGACAUCGAGUAUAUUCGCGACACGUUCAUUUCGUCGUAAUUGGUGUCCGCUGGUUUUGAAUGCAUUGAUUUUCAUUUUAUUUACAAAUGCAAUCAAUUUUUGUAAUUGUGCCGUUACCAGUGCGGCGAAUAGUGAUUCAUUAAUAAAUCAACCACAACAUACAACAUUUGAUGAUACCACAACAACAACAUCAUCGACAAAAUUUAAUAAUAACAACAACAACAAUAAUAAUAAAAACUCCAACAAAUUAAAUGACACUCAAAAUUUAUUAUUGCCACAAUUGGCAAAUCAACAGAAAAGUAUUACUUAUCGCCAGGUAAAUCCAUUAAUUAUUACCGGCUUUAGAUUAGAAUCCAGUACCCACGAGGUUGAAUAUGAUGAUGGUAUACCCAGUGUAAUGAGUGAAACGCCAUUUACGAUACGAAUUUUUGGUAAAGGCAUCAAUAACGAUACCGUGCUAGCCUUUACCAACGAACCCAAUGAAGCGGGUACAUUUUGUCAAUAUCCAGCUACAUUGCUACAAAAAAUUUUACCUGGCACGGCCAAUGAUAAUACAGGCCUCUAUGAGGCAUCAUUGCCAAAGUCGAAAAAAGAUUUUUAUUUGUGUGCUAAAGUCGAUCCGAAUGCAUUUAGAGAUGAUGCAAACGAAGAGCCAAUAACACUGCAAUAUCAAUGUACGGAUUCCUGGUGUAUUAUACGUAGUCAUGAGAGUUUUCUGCCACUAUGGGUGUCCAUAGUUAUUAUAUUGGUGUGUUUAUGUUUUUCGGCCUUAUUUUCUGGGUUGAAUUUAGGACUUAUGGCCUUAGAUCGUACAGAAUUAAAGAUUUUACGUAAUACCGGCUCCGAUAAGGAACGUGAAUAUGCUAAGAAAAUUCAACCCGUCAGAGAUCAAGGUAAUUACCUGUUGUGCAGUAUACUGUUGGGUAAUGUGUUGGUUAAUUCAACAUUUACCAUUCUCUUGGAUGGCUUAACUUCUGGUCUAAUUGCUGUGGUGUUCUCUACAAUCGCUAUCGUUAUUUUUGGUGAAAUUACACCACAGGCCAUUUGUUCGCGACAUGGUUUAGCGGUGGGCGCAAAAACUAUUUUAAUUACGAAAAUGAUUAUGCUUAUUACGUUUCCUCUAUCCUAUCCGACCUCGAAAAUUUUGGACGUUCUGUUGGGCGAAGAAAUUGGUAAUGUUUAUAAUCGUGAACGUCUAAAGGAACUGGUUAAGGUCACUACUGGCAUCAAUGACUUGGAUAAGAACGAAGUCAACAUUAUUUCGGGAGCCUUGGAACUGCGCAAAAAGACUGUAGCCGAUGUUAUGACACAUAUCGAUGAUGCCUUCAUGCUGCCCCUCGAUGCUACAUUAGAUUUUGAAACGGUUUCCGAAAUCAUGAAAUCCGGUUUCUCUCGUAUACCUGUUUACGAAUGCGAUCGUAAAAAUAUUGUAACUCUGUUGUAUAUUAAAGACUUGGCAUUUGUUGACCCCGACGAUAAUACACAAUUGAGAACAUUGUGUGAAUUUUAUCAAAAUCCCGUACAUUUUGUGUUUGAAGAUUAUACGCUGGAUGUAAUGUUCAAUCAAUUUAAAGAUGGUACCAUCGGACAUUUGGCUUUUGUACAUCGCGUUAACAAUGAGGGUGAUGGUGAUCCAUUCUAUGAGACAAUUGGUUUGGUAACACUGGAAGAUGUAAUCGAAGAAUUGAUUCAGGCAGAAAUUGUUGAUGAAACCGAUGUGUUUGUAGAUAAUCGCACUAAAGUUAAACGUAAUCGUAAUAAGAAACAAGAUUUUACUGUAUUUGCUGAACGUCGAGAAAAUCAAACUAUACAUAUUUCGCCCCAAUUAACAUUAGCUACUUAUCAGUACUUAAGUACUUCUAUUGAUGCUUUUAAAAAGGAAAUUAUAUCGGAGCAAAUCUUGCGUCGUUUACUUAAUCAAGAUAUUGUUCACAGUAUAAAAUGUAAAGGUAAAGAGAAAGAUGAUCCUAGUCUUUUCAUAUUCACACAGAGUAAACCUGUUGAUUUCUUUGUACUUAUCUUGGAGGGUCGCGUUGAAGUAACGGUGGGCAAGGAAAGUCUACUCUUCGAAAGUGGCCCUUUCACUUAUUUUGGUACUCAAGCUUUAAUUCCCAAUGUUGUUGUGGAUUCUCCCUCACAAAUGGGUUCCUUGCAGUCUUUGAAUUUGGACUCUAAAACUCGUCAAACUUUUAUUCCUGAUUAUUCAGUACGAGCUGUUUGUGAUGUUGUUUAUAUAGCCAUUAAGCGUAGUUUAUAUCUGACUGCCAAAAAGGCUACUUUACUAGAGAAAACUCGUAAAGCUGGCACUGAACCCAAUAGUGUUGAUAUUGAUGAUGAAGUUGAAAAGUUACUACAUUCAUUACAUGACGAUGAUCGACCGAAUCAUAUACGUGGUAGCCAAAGUAUCCGCAAAACUUCAGCAGUUGGCAGUAAUACAGCGUCACCUUCAUUUAAUGACUUUUCACAGCAAAGUCGUAGUAUAGCCGCUGCCACUACCCAACACAAUUCACAGGGAAGCAACAACGAUGUUGUAUCGCUUAGUAGUCUUAUGACUUCAGAAGCGGCUGCCAUUGACUACAAUACCAUUGAACAUCAUGGUGAUAGACAGAAUGGGGAAAAGGUAAAUAAUAAUGAUGUUGUCACCACACCGCUGUUGCCCAAACCAGAUCUAAAGCACAAUAAUACCAAUUCAAAAUAACAGGAGCCAAUUUAACAGCAGCCUGCGUUGCUGUUAACAUUGUUCAAUAAAUAUUUAAUAAGGUUUGCUUAAGAAACAAACUUUUUUAAGCCGAACAACAACCAGUUAUGCACUUCAAACUUAAAGAAACCUUCCCCUCCUAACUAACCCCUUAUUAUUAUGUAUACGUAUAGUUUUCAAUUAAAACCUUAUUACUAGCUAUAAAACAUCAACAACAAACUAAAUUAAAUUAAUUUGAAAUUUUAAAGUAGUGUGUUAAAUGAAAUGAUACAACAAGAGUCUUCGUAUUUGUCUAUAAUUAUUUCAAAUAUAUACUAAUGUCUAAAGCCCCUAUCUACCCUUUUCUCUUUUAUAUGUAAAACAAAACAACAACAAAAAAUACCAAGCAAUCGUUUAAAACUUGAACUUCCUGUUUUUCUUUUAAGUUAGAAAAAAAUAUGUGAUUUAUAUUUGAUUUAAAAAAAAAAUAAAAAAAACUAAUAUUUUUUAGAGCAACCAAAAGAUUAAAACUAAACGAAAAUUGAAAAUCAAAAAAUAUAAUAUACAUAGAACAUAAAGGUUAUGAUAAUAAUUAUGACAUUUAAUUAUAAAUUAAAAUAUAUAUGUAUAAUAUUAUAUCUUAUUUCAAAUUUAAUACCUCAUUGCGUACAACAACGUUUCUUUUUUUAUAUAUAAAUAUAUAUGUAUGUAUACAACACACGGAAGAAGACACACCAUAUAUAAAAAUAUAAAACACGAAGAAAAGUAUAUUAAAUUUGUACGUGUUUGCAAAACAAAAAUACUUAUUUAUGUACUUAAGCAUAUACACAACAAUUAUUAUUAUUACAAUUACUAUUAUUAUUACUAUUAUAUAAAUUCAUAAGUAUGUAUAAUUAAUUAUUCAAGUUUUAAAACAAAUUUAUUUCGUUCAUUUAUUUCUUUAUCUGUUAUCAAAUAUACUUUAGUUUAUAAAUAUGUGCCUGCUUUUGUUGAAAUGUUAGUUAUUUAUAAAAUAAUUAAUUUAUUUUCUUCUGCCUACAUAUUUACUAUGUUUUCGUACUUGUUAGAAUUACAAGAUUUAGUCAUUCAGAAUUUACAGGCAAGCUUUUGCUGUACUCAAUAAAAUUUAUAAAACUAAGUAACAGUGAUAGAAGCAAAAACAACGAUAAAAUAUUAAUGCUAUUUUAAUUUAAAAUACGAUGUAUGUCUAGCUUAUUCCACUAGCCUUUUUUAAUUCUGCCUAAUGCCUUUUAAUCUGUCAAGUACGGAAACACAUCUGUUAUUACCUAUGAAUUUUAUGUUUUUAUUUUCUAUUCACAAAACAAAAUGUGUUACUAUUUAAUAUUUCUUUAGCAUAUGGUAAAAAUUAUUUGAUAUAUUUGUUUAGAUAUACAAAAUACAUAUAUUUAGAAAAUUUGAAUUAAUGUGUUAUUUUUAAAAAUAAUUUUGUAUUGGACCGGCUUACCAAUAUAUUUAAAAAUAUCUCUACUGAAUUCGAGGCAAUUCAAGUUUUACAGAAUUAAAUUAUUCCGGCAUGUUCUGACACUCGCAUCUCGCAUAAUAUUUGCGUUUGUAACUUGAACUCGCAAAAACUGAUUUUCUGUAAAUGGUAAUCACAAGACUAUUGGCAGAAGAAACAAAAUUAAGAAUUAAUUCAAGUAAAUAACAUUUCAUUUUAUUUGAUUCAAAAAUCGCAAGUAACAUUUUUUUACAAUUUUUAUUAAAAAUAUGAAAUUUAAAAAAUGUUCGUUAGUUUUAUUAAUUUUGUAUGACCAUUGUUUUUUAUGCACUGCCGAUUAAAAUAAGAAGCUGAUGAAAUAAUUGGUCUGUUCAAUAACAAAAAACUAUUACGAAUUAUCACAAAUUGUUUAUAAAUUUUCCAGUUUUUCAAUACAAAUUUAAAAUGUUUGUGUGAAAAUUUGUAAUAAUUCGUAAUAGUUUUUUGUUAUUGAAUAGACCAAAUAUGAAAAGAAUAAUUUUUUUUAUUUUUCCUAAAAUUAUUAGCGAUUAGAAGAAUGCAGAGGCAAAUCACAAGAAAAACGCGUGCGCUUCAGAACAUGCAGAAACAACUUUAGCGAUUUAAAAAUCACAUUAGAUUUGACAAACGCGCGAGUUUCAGAACAUACCUGAUUAUAAAUUAUGUAUUUAGGAUUUAUUCACUCCAAAUCUUGUGUAUUUUCAUUUCAUUUUAAGGGCUUACAACAAAACAGAAGACGAUAUAUUUUUUCCUAACCUAAAACCAAAUAUUUAGGCCUGUCACAGAAUUUCAUUCCGAUCGAAAGUGGAACUAAUUCCGUAUUUUGCUUUUUUAGAAAAAGUAAAACUAAAAAUUCUUUCGGAAUGAAACCAUUUUCAGUUUUCAAAGUAAUUAUUCGUUUUUCUAAAAUGUUUAAUCAAUUUCUGUAGCAAAAACUUCACUUUUGUUUUAAUAUAAAAAACGUUGUCAAAUUAAUAUCAGAAAUACAAAAUUAUUAAAUAUUUUUUAAAUUAACAAAUUACAAGGAAUCUGAAGAACCAAAAACGAAAUUGAUCGUAAUAAAACUACGGAAUUGAAACCAUUUCGAACAAAACGUGUGACAGGCCUUAUUUUUUUUUAUAAAAAUCUUUAUAUUUUUAUUCCAAUAUUUCGUUACAAACUUUGAAAUAUGUAUUUGUCUUAUAAAGAUUUUUUAAAAAAAAUAACCUUAAGCUUACAUAAGUAUUUUAUAAAAGUUUAGCAAAAAGGUCAAACAUAAUAUAUACCCUAAUAGUACACUGUAUUAAUUUAAUGUAAGCACAAAAUGGUUCACUCCCAUGCCCUUAUGUAGUAGUUUUGAAGGAUUUUAUCUGCAGGUGUUUAAAAUAUCGAUGUUCACACUUUUGAACAUUAAUUUAAAAUAAUCUACAAACUAUCUUUUAUUAAAAAAAAGUCCAAAAACUCUAAAUUUAUUUUAAUUUAAAAACAUUGGGACAGUUUUUCACUUUGGAAAUGCAUUUGAAGGGUGUUGAAAACAAAAAAAGUCCGAAUUUGGCAUUUGCAGCAAAUUGAUUGAGAGCCAUACAAUUGUUUUGGAAAACUGUUUAUGCUUCACUUUCUAUAUUUUAUCAAUAAUAGGUUUAUUUUCUUUCAAAGAAAGCCACUUAUCUGCCUUUCAUUGCCACCUGAUAUUAAAAAAUGAGAAAUUGUUCCAGAUGCAAAUAGAAAAAUUAAAAAUAAUUUAUCGUAUUUCUUCUUUUGUUAAUAUUUUGAAAAAACUAAAGGUCAUAUUUUCAAAUAAUUUUGUAAAUUAUUAUGACAAAACAUUCAAAAUUAGUCCUGAAACACCUGUCAGCCUUUUACAUUGUCUAUUCAUAUACCAAUAUAUUCCAAAAUAUCAACACUGAUUCCGAAGUCACAUGUUGGCACCUCGUAACUGAUAAUGUAAUUCAUUUCACCGUUUUUUAUCCUUUGCGAAAAUGUGAACUUUCGAUGCGUUUGUACAAAAUUUCGGAAGGUUAAAAAACAUGAUGAAAUGAUUUACUUUAUUAUGUAUGCUGCUGUUGUGUUUAUUAUACAAUCCGUUCAAAGCUAGUUAAAAUAGUAAGAACUGUCAAGCAAACGAAUAAACCAAUUGUUUAUUUGUCAAAACUUUAGCAAAACAGUUUUCCUUGCAAAUUUUGUUUUGUUAACUAUUGAUCAAAUAUAUCAAUAAUCGCUACCACUUUUUACCAUUUGCUCUAAGUAUUUCUGUUAUAUUUUUUUUUUUCUUCUACAUAUUUUGAUAUUUUACCUUUACUUUAAUUAAUUUUAAGCUUAUACGCCUUUAGUCUUGUGUCUUGUUUGCUAAAUAUAUUAUUGUUGCUGUAAAAACCUUAAGAUUAUAAAUCUUAUAUUAUUUUUAUUAUCAUUUUUAUUAUUGUUUAUUUUGUUAAAAUAAAAUCUAAAUUUAUAACGAAUUUAAAAAAAAAGCUACUUAAAAAAAAUACAAUUAUUUUUUGUUUAUAACAAAACUGCAUUAUUAGAAUAAUGUUUAAUAGAAUAUAAAGUGUAAUUAAAAAAUUUGUUUUCCUAAAAAAUUAUAAAAAAAAACAAUAACAAGUCGCAAAUAAUAUUAGUUAAUUUAAAAAUUCAGCUUUAAUGAAUAACGAACAAAUGCUGAAAAAAAUAUGAAUAAUUAAUUUUUUUUUUGUUAAAUUUAAAUGAACAUUUUUUAAUGUAUUUUAAAUAGGAUUUAAAAAAUAAAAACUAAUAAAUAUUUGUUGCCUGCGUUAAGUAUAUGUAAUAUUAAUUUAAAUAAAUAAAAUGUUUAAUUCACAAUGAAA